This is a messenger RNA of Funneliformis mosseae, 291 nucleotides long. The record is from the annotation of a GenBank genome assembly. Lineage: Eukaryota; Fungi; Glomeromycota; Glomeromycetes; Glomerales; Glomeraceae.
AUGUACCUUUAUGCGGUUAGUGGACAAAUGUUAAUAGAGGACUUAGUUAAUGGAUUUUAUGUAAUCUUUCCUGUACAAAAAUUCCAACUUCCAACAAAACUUUUCCAGAUUAAAAAGUUAAAAGCCAACCAUAAAAGUUACAAAAUUUAUCCCGCUUGGAGAGGCAUCGUGUAUUUGAUGGCAUCUUCAAUAUUGAUGAGCCUGACACAAUAUCACAUUACAAAUCUAGAAAUUGCGAUCCAAAAAAAACAAGCAAAAAUAAGGAGUCUGAUAGAGAAAGUUUUAUUUUAA